CAUUCAGCAAAUUGCCGCGAAAUUCCUGUUUUGUUGAGUUUGUUUGUUCGCGUCAAUUCACAAGAAGAGAAGAGUCCAAAGGAACUAAAAAUAAUCGAACGAAACAGUUGGUAUUGCUACUGGUUUGCUGCAUGCCGGAUAAGCGAGGUGAGCGUAUCAACUGCGUACUAUGUCGAUCUGGUCGUCAAAGUACAGCAACAUUAGCAAGAGCAAGAAUGCGGAAGAUUGACUGGCCAGCCACGACUGAAGGUUCCAUCAAUGCUGACCAGGAUCCACAAAUCCAUACGAGGAUAGAUGAUGCAUUUUCCAGUGUUCUGCAAUAUAUGUCCGUCACCAGUCGACAAUGCCGGAGAUAUUUCAAAUGCUCACCCCUUCAUGACGAACACGACGAAGAACAUAUCAAGAGAUUUCAUCAUUCCAAAUAUACAUCUGUCACAUACGGAAAUCCGCUUCAAAAAUCCGAAGAUGUUCAUGUCGAACUUACGCCUGGCACCUACGCGGUCACUGCUGGUCAAUGGGGUGCUCCAAGGAGCCACACGCAGGUCGUAAGGCUGGAUCCAGGGCAGACCGUCGAUAUGACUUUCACGUGUCACUGA
Molecule: messenger RNA, 596 nt
Organism: Dendronephthya gigantea
Lineage: Eukaryota; Metazoa; Cnidaria; Anthozoa; Malacalcyonacea; Nephtheidae
Exons: 5
Coding region: 132-596 (154 amino acids)
Biological process (GO): regulation of non-canonical NF-kappaB signal transduction
Cellular component (GO): nucleoplasm
Source: RefSeq, a predicted model, not a curated record